Lolium perenne is the source of this 882-nucleotide messenger RNA. Its product is annotated as transcription factor bHLH61. The record is from RefSeq and is a predicted model, not a curated record. Gene Ontology annotation, cellular component: nucleus. Gene Ontology annotation, biological process: regulation of DNA-templated transcription. Lineage: Eukaryota; Viridiplantae; Streptophyta; Magnoliopsida; Poales; Poaceae. Gene Ontology annotation, molecular function: DNA-binding transcription factor activity; sequence-specific DNA binding; protein dimerization activity.
UUCAUCCUCAUCCUCUCUCCGCCUCUUCUCUAUCUCUCUCUCGCUCUCCAUUUGAAGUGGGACUAGAUACAGCUAGUACUUUGAGGAAUAAUGUCGAGGGAACGCAAGAAAGCGGCUGCUCUACAUGAGAAGAUGCAAAUCCUGCGCUCCAUCACUCACUCCCACGCGCUGAGCAAUACUUCCAUAAUCAUGGAUGCGUCGGAGUACAUCAAGGAGCUGAAGCAGAAGGUCGUGAGGCUCAAUCAGGAGAUCGCACGCGAGGAGGAAGCGACGCACUCGCACAAGGACAACUCCUUUCCGACGGUGAGUGUGGAAAGCCUAGGGCAUGGGUUCCUCGUGAACGUGUCCUCCGACAAGAGCUGCCCCGGCCUCCUCGUCUCCGUGCUGGAAGCGUUCGAGGAGCUGGGCCUCACCGUGCUCCAAGCCACGGCGUCUUCCACCGAUACCUUCCGACUGGAAGCGAUGGGAGGAGGAGAGAGCCAGGCCCAUAAUGUGGACGAGGAUGCCGUGAGGGGGGCGGUGCUGCAGGCCAUGAGGAACUGCGGCGCAGACCAAGGGGAUCAGUAGCUGGUAGCUGGCGCUCCAACGGCGCUUCCACUAGCUAGCUCUUAACCAUUUCCUCCUCGAUCGCCUGCACAAGGGCCAUGUACUUGCAUAGUCAUGCCUCUUCUCUCACUCUCACUGAGAUGAUCAGAUAUAUGUCCAGGGCAAUCGUAAUCAAUUCCAUCAUGUCAUGGUAAUUGUAUGCGAUCUGGCAAGGUAUUAAUUGUGGGAUUGAAUGGGUAUCUACUGGGCUCUUGUAGUGUGCGUGUAGAAUUUGCAUGCCUUGAGACUUUAUGAUUAGCUCGUAUGUAUUUAUGUUAAAUUACGCCUGACUUGUGA